This is a messenger RNA of Corythoichthys intestinalis (scribbled pipefish), 1162 nucleotides long. RefSeq lists its product as uncharacterized. The transcript is spliced from 8 exons. The record is from RefSeq and is a predicted model, not a curated record. The coding region runs from base 190 to 930 and encodes 246 amino acids. Lineage: Eukaryota; Metazoa; Chordata; Actinopteri; Syngnathiformes; Syngnathidae.
AUUCCAGCGACUCACCGACAUGAGAUUGGCACAACAGAUCCCAAUUAAUUUUUGUGUAAUCAUUGAUUACGGCUUUGUGAUGAUCUUUAUAUAGAAUUUAAUACAAGAGUAAAUCGAGUUGCAGUAAAUAACAUUGAGAUAGCUAUAACCCCCCCCACCCCAAAAAAAAAAAAAAAAAACGGUGGUCAUAUGCAUUUAAGUUGUCAAAUAAAAAUUCACAGCAGAUCUUUCCAUAAGGGAGACGACGUUUCCUCAGCAACGAGAAGCCAACUGAUUCAGCGCAUCAGAGCGUCUCCGUCCAAAAUGAAUUCGAAAAAUGCCAAAGAUCUUAAGAGAAGCGAAGUUCAACCGGCGAAAUCUGGUGGAAAAAAAGGAAACCAUGGUAAGCGCCAGAUAUCCCAAAUCCCUGGACUGUCCCAAGUUAUCACAGUCACUGAUGAGAAGAACUUUGGCAAAAGAGUUGGCGUUCUUGACAGUGAUUCAGAAUAUACUAAGCUUGCAAAACAAGGCGGCCACAAAGGGCUUCUGUACUUUGAUGACUCAAUCGAUCCCAAGCCGAACACUUUCGACUCUGCAGAAGUUCUUGCUGAUGGGCCAAUAGAAUCUCUUGGCAACGUAAAUGUCAUUUGCACCAAAGAGAGGAAAAGUCCGACAACUCCUUCACAGAGGCCGCUUCCUCCUUUUUGGACAGACAAUAUGUCUACAUGGGAGAGGGAUGGUGGCAGCCCUCGCAAAGAGAAGAACAAGAAGGUUCCUGACAAAGAGUCGGUGCAAUCGCAGACGUCCCCUCCAAAUAAUGGAGGGAGCAAAUUCAGGAGGACGGUCUCUAGCAAGAAAUCAUCUCCAGUGAACAUGUCGAAGUUGUUGAGUUUUGGUUAUGUUGAUGAGGACAAAGCAUCGGCAAAUGAGACGGAGUCAAGUGCAACAUAAUCGUCUGGCAUUUUAAUGUGUAGGCAUUUAUUUAUCAUGUGUUUGCUUUUUCAUAUGCAUCUGAAUCACAACAGAUAAUAAAAUGACAUGAAACCAAACUAAAGUACUGUAAUUUUUGCACUAUAAGGCGCACCUGACUAUAAGCCGCCACCCACCAAAUUUGACACGAAAACGACAUUUGUUCAUAGAUAGAACUGGACUAUAAGCCACAGCUGUCCUCACUGUAUUAUAU